This is a messenger RNA of Rhipicephalus sanguineus (brown dog tick), 8175 nucleotides long. RefSeq names its product testis-expressed protein 2-like. NCBI's taxonomy places the organism in Eukaryota, Metazoa, Arthropoda, Arachnida, Ixodida, Ixodidae. The record is from RefSeq and is a predicted model, not a curated record. Gene Ontology annotation, cellular component: endoplasmic reticulum. Gene Ontology annotation, molecular function: lipid binding.
CGCAUUUGCGCGUAGCGUGACCACACAGCGGCGUACGCUUUUGGUUCCGCUUUCGCUGGUGCCAAAAAAAUCUUCGCAUUUGUUGCUUCUCUAUCGCUUAUCUGUGACAUGCAAGCGCCGUUCCUCGCAGCGCUAAUCUCCGAAAGCGAUCAGCGGCGAUAAAGGAUAUCGCGAGCCUUGCCCUUUCUUCGUCGUCAUCUUCUCGCGACAGCCAGCGGUGGUGGUGCUCGUUCGAAUGGCCUCAGGCGAAAGUCAUCAGCUGGUGAGAUGAUCAUCAAGCGUCGGCGUACGUCACGUUGAAACUGACACAGCGGGCUGUGUCAGCCUCCGUGUGUUGACGCCGCGUUGUGCAAGCAACCGCAAGGUUUUUUUUUUUUUGUUUGUUUUCGCCUUCAUUCAUUCUUCGGUGUGAUUGCGCCGGCCCGGUAUUGCGAACGGUAUACGCCGUUCGGGCCAUGUAAGCGGCAGGACUUAGCACGACUCCUGCUGCUGUGUCGCACCUGUUGAGCCUCGAAGGCGCCGACGCCGUGUGCCGUGAACGCAUCUCGCUGUCGUUCAAGCUUCCGUGGACGGCAUGACGGCGUGCUGACGCCUAAACCUGUCAACAGCUGACAACAGCGCUAUCCGCCGAAAAUCUGCGUUGUGCGUCGGCACCCGCCGGAGAGUCGCCAUGGCACACCGGCUGAGCCUAUCCAAGCUGACGGGCAGUAAGGCAACAUCGCAGCCCACGCCUGUCAUGUCCUUCCGCUACAAUCCGUGCGACGAGGACAUUCAGGAGUUGCAGCCCAUUGCGUCCGCCAAGGAUAACGAUGCCCCCUCCCAGCAGCAGCAGCAGCAGCAAACGCAGGGAAGCAGCAGCUCCGUCGCGGGGACGUCUACUCAAGCUACGGAGCGCCCCGCCGUCGGCACGGGCUCCCGGGACCCUUCCGUUGAACGUAGGCACUCCGUCGGACCGGCGCCCGAGAGGCGAGCGACGAGUGCACCGGAUCUGGACGUCCUGGACCAUCCACUCGCAAACAUCGAGAGGGAAGCCACACCGGAGCCCCCUGAUGUUACGAACAGGACUGGUGCUGCAGCACACGUGGCCGACGUUGCGGCGCCAGCGGAACCGGAGCACUCCAAAGUGGAGUCAUCGCCAGUCAAGGAAUCCAUGAAGGACUACCUCUCCAAGUUCAGCAAGAAGGCGACCAUGUCUCACUCUGCGGUCGAAGCCAACCUGCCGGCAUCGCCCAGCGCGACAGCCACUGCCCCCAGCGACGCCAACGACGGCUGGUUCAUGGGCCUCAAGGGUCGGCUCAAGCGGCUCGAAGAGAAACGGCACGGCACGCGCCUGCUGCGUCGGGACGACGACACGAAGUCGACUACUGCCGCGACAAGCGACGUCGCCGGCAUGACGACGAUCGGGACCAUGACCGCCUCGACUGCGCUGCACGAGGACGAGACGACGGCAUCAAUCCGCAUGUCGGGACACGCGCUGGAUGAGUGCAAGGAGGCGACGGAGAAGGGCGAGGACACAAGGACAGGCAGUGGCAGGCAAUUCGUCAGCAGCGGCACUGACGAGAUGCCCGACCCCGACCUCACCACCUGGGAGUUUGUCGAGCAGCCCGAGAAGCCCCUGAAGCACCCCAUCCAGUCUCCGCUGCCCGCGGCCUCUCGCGACUUCUCGCAUGCGUUCCGGGGCUCGCAGACGCCCAAUGUCACCGCGCUUGUGCACGCCAUGAUGAAGACCAACUCGUUCCUCAUCUCGGGCCUGGUCGGCCUGCUGGCCAUGGUGCUGCCCAUGCCGUCAUUCCCGAGCGGCUUCGUCGUCGGCUGCGUGGUGUCCUUCUUCAUAUUCAGCUUCCUGUGGUACCUCCUGGUGCCGACGCAGGAGCGGCACCCCUUCGAGGUGCCAGACUACAGCCGGAUGCCGCCGCUGAGGGUGCCGCGGCAACCCGCGGGUGACUCGAGCCGGCUGGACGCUAACUCCUACGAGGGUUGGAUGUCUCAGCUUCCCUUCGAGAGCGAGUAUCACAUCGAGACGCACCACAUGAACAACACCCAGUCGGUGCACCUGGUGCUGACUGGAAGCACGCUGCGGCUGCGCUGGCCCAAGCACCCGGUGCCUCGCCGAGCCAUGUGGAACGAGAAGCGCCCGGAGCCGGUGUUUGUCAGCCAGCGCCAUUUCAGCCUCACCUACGCGAAAGUCAUGCUGCUCCCAGAAAAACUGGCGCGGGACAGGCUGUGGAACAAGAAGUACCCCAUCUGCUUGCUGAUCCCGUCCGAGGAGCACCACAUGAGGCAGAUGCAGAUGCAGCUCGACUCCAACAACCAGGAUGACGCGGCACCUCACGCAGGCUCCGAUGAGGACGUCAACGAUGCGGUCAAGGACCUCUACGUGAGGGACGCCACUCGUGACGAGGCCGACGCUGCCACUGCGUCUUCCAAGGACGACCUGACGUGCUCCAGCAAUGCUGUUGCUCGCAAGGACUCGAGCCAGGAGAGGGCACCGGCCCAAACGAAUGGUUCGGUGUCGAAGGAAUCCCAGCCGGCGCUCGCAUCACCCCCGCAGAAGAUGGAGCACGAGGUUCUGUACCUGUUUGCGCGGACAUGCCGGGAGAAGGAGGAGUGGUUCCGGAGGUUCCAGCAGGCCAUAAUCUAUGGCGACAAGGACCCAAGGGCGAGGCGGUCACACUUCGAAGACUCGCCCAACCAGCUCAUCACGUACGACACCUACAUCGAGGAGUUGCAGCUGCGGCACCGCGAGCAGCAGUGGAUCUCUCCAUCUCUCUUGAUGCCGAAGAGUUCAGGCGUCUCCUCGCUGCUUCCAUCGUCGCAGGGCACUGCUUUCUCACAGGGUACCAAGUCGGACACGCAGUGGCUGAACAUGCUGGUUGGCCGCCUCUUCUUCGACGUCUUCACCCAGCACGAGUGGGCGGAUGUUGUUAGGCGCCGCAUCCAGAAGAAGCUCAACCGCAUCAAGGUUCCGUUCUUCAUGGAGGAGCUGACGGUGACGGACAUCCACCUGGGCUCGCAACUGCCGUAUGUGCGGCGCACGUCGGAGGCCGUGGUGGACAAGCGGGGCGUCUGGGUCGACAUGGACGUCACCUACAACGGGGCCUUCUACAUGACCCUCAGCACCAAGCUCAACCUCAUGCGGCUCAAGCGCUCCCAGACCGAGGAGAUGCAGAGCCUCGCCAUAAACCACGAUGCCUACGACGACGAGAGCGCCGCUUCCUCCUCAGACGACGAGGGGGCCGCCGCAGACAAGGGGGAGUCGAGUGCCAUCUCGAGAGACCCGAGUUCUGCGACAGGCACGGGCAAGAAGCUGCUGGAGCUGGUGGACAAGAUUGCGCAGUCGCGCUACUUCCAGCAGGCCACCGAGAACCGCUACAUCAAGCGGAAGAUGGAGGAGGUCUCCAACACGCCCCUCGUGCUCACCGUCGAGAUCAGCCACCUGGUGGGCACGGUGGCCCUCAACAUCCCACCCCCACCCACGGACCGCAUCUGGUACGGCUUCCGCACACUGCCCAAGAUGCAGCUGGUGGCGCGACCCAAGCUUGGAGCCAAAGAGGUCACCAUUGCCCGGGUCACAGAGCGCAUAGAGAAGAUGCUCUUCCUCGAAUUUCAGAGGAUUUUCGUCAUGCCCAACAUGGACGAUUUCGUCGUGCCGUUCAUGCACAGCGACAUCACAGAAUCGUGAGGUGCAUUUUAGUGCACGGCCCGUCCCCACCAAAAAAAAAAAGAUGGAAAGUGAGAACGGUGGCAGACGAUUGCAACUUUUUGUCGUCUGCCGCAGCGACACAACGUCCUUGCACACUUUGGAGAGGACGCCCACACGCGCUCGGAGAUUACGAACUGUUUUUUUUAACCAACUAGUGAUAUUAUAUUGCCUGGUGUUUUAUGUACAUUUCUGUUCUGCCGUCGCUUUGCACAGUUGUUCUUUUUUUAUCUGACGGUUUUUCUCUUUUCCUUGAUAUCUAUUAACACAGAUCUGCGAUCACUGUUGUAUUGUAUUUGGUCUCUUUCAACGCACAUCUGUACCCCAGCUGCAGAAGCGAUAAAAAGUUGUGCAUUUUCAUUUUUACGAUUAUAGUGGAUAAUCCUGCACUACAGCAUUGGUGAUGUUUCUAUCACCCCAUUCAAUUUUCUACCUACAUGUUUAUAUGCAUCUGAACAACUCUGGCUUGUUGGUGCAAAAGAGGAUUUCUCGUGUUCGAGUGCAUUUUGUUGUUUGAUUGCUUGUCAAGUUGCUUCUUUUUACAGCUCAUACUCCAUGUACAAAAUGUUAAUCAGUGUUCUAGCUGCACACUCUGGUUUCAUGUGCAUUUCAUCAGGAGCACUUCUGUUUCGAAGCUUGUAUGCAAAUAUGUUUCGGGUUGUCUUCCUAGUUUUUGACGACAAUCUGCAACUUCUGCAGCUGAUGACACUCGCGAUUCCUUUUCAGCUAAACGUUGUGUGCGUAAUGUUGCACUUGUUGGGCUUGAUGUAAGUCUUGUUAUGCCUAAUACGAAGGUCUCGUUAGGCUUAACGUGGAGGCCUUGUUAGGCCUAACAUCAGAGUUCUCGUUAGGGUUAACGUGAAGGCCUUGUUAGGUCUGAAAUAUAGGGUUUCUUUGAGUAAUCAGUUCGAGUGCACGUGUGGGUGGCGAGGCCUUUCCGUACAAAGUCUUUCACAACCUUUUAAAAAGCUUCAUGUUCACCUCGAAGGGUGCCGGAAGCCUUCCGUGAAGUUUAAAAAUGAGCUUGGCACUACAGGUCCCCACGUGACUGCACUGGAAACGAGAGCGGCGAGAGAAACAGUACAAGAUGAUGGUUUUGAAGUAGUAUUACGCAAGAGGAACGAAGUUUGCACGGCGAGAGGUUUUUACCACUAGGUUUUUACAAGAAGCUGCGAGGAGUGAGCAAGUGCAGUGCGUCUUCCAUAAAAGUUUCUUCGAAAGAAAGGCAUCGGAGUUGCCUAUGACAUGGUAUGCAUGCGUCGCAUUCAGUUGCAGGUAUCUCAGGUUUCAGCCGCGACAAGGUGAACUUGCCGGUGGCUCCGUGGUCGAGGAUUACCCGGAAAGCGUACUGCAUCGCUUUAACGUGUACCUCGCCAUAAAUUUUUUUCUUGGUGUUGUUUCUGUGAUUUGUGUGUCGUGAUAUCGGGUGUCGUGCGUACUUCCGUGCAACCUGCGAUGCAACUUUUGCGCAACCGCCUCCCCGCUGUACGUGCUGUACGCAGCGCAUUUUCGGCUACCCUUGCAGCGUUUGCUCACGAGGCGUCGGUUUGGUUGCAUUUGGUGUGUGUGUGUGUUCAUUGUAUGGUAAAAAUACUCUUUGCAAGCCAAGAAAAAAAAAAGCCGAGAUUCUCGAAUGGUGUUUGUCUUUUUGUAUCGUUGCCACUGGUGUUUGAUGGUGCUUAAACGUGAUUUUCAUCUUUGUAGCCCUGGUAUAUGUGUGCCUACCUUCCUAACACUUCAUACCUCGCUUUCCGCCACAAAUGAAUUGCAGUUCUCAUGAAAAAAAAAAGAAGAAUGUGGGGCACUGAAAUUUGUAUUUUUUCUAACGCACAUCGAAAUUGGGUUGCUUUGUCCGCUGUCGCACCGACUUGUCACUUGGAGGGCUGAAUGUCUAAGUCGAAAGGGAAUUAAGUGCAGAGCUUUUACUUAGCGUUUGGUCUUGUGUAGCUCACCACAUUUGUCAGUGCGCAAGAAUAUUCCGUUAUUAAGUGUUAACGUGUUGUUUCACUAGCGGUAGCAGUUGCGAUUUCUUUGGCUUGGUGUACGUAAGUGAAGUGGGUGUUAAGUUCUUGUGGCUUGUGACGUGAUGUCAGGCUGCGUCAAUUCAAGGUUGAUAGCGGCUUUCGGCUGUACCAGAACCAAAUCAACACGGUGUAAUGCGUUGUCAAUGCAAGUGACAACACCCGAGCUUAACAUAUCUUGACGGUGCAAUCCUUAUCGAGAGUAUCUACACCGUUCUCAGUCAGUCUGCUGUGGUAGUCUAGUUUGCUUUUGUGCAGGAUUAGAAGGGUGCGUUUCUUUUCUUCCUUUGAGCCUUUUCGAAGACAAACUCGAUAUACCAUUUCUGUUUAGUGAAUUUGCUGAGAAAUUGAUGUGAGUAGAGGAAGAUGUGUAUUUAUAUUUAAUAUAUAAGCAUACUGUGUUCUCCCACUUGUUCCAUGUUUACUCUUCUUUCUUUCGCUUCUCUGGUGCUCUGAUCACAUGUGCAGCCUUCAUCAAAGGUUUACGGGGCACGUUACAUGCAGCCAGACCUUGUCUGGGCCUCAGGUCAUCUGUUCCACCUGCAACUGCGCAAAAGCCCGAGAGAUUGACACAGAAAGUCUAAGUUUCGCCUCUGCUACCUGAAUUCAGGGGGCACAGGGUGUGUCGGAGAAGCUGAACCAAACAAUUGACCCGCAUUUUUUUCUCUCUCCAACACGGCCCUUGCAUCUUUGAUGGGGACUUUGCACACAUCGGACGUGUGUAAAGAGCAAUAUGCAAGAACAUGGCUGACAUGAUGAUCAGCUAUGGUUUGAUAACUGCAGGCAUUGCCGGCGAGGUUGCAUUUCGGAUGAAAAGGCAAGGAAUAGGAGUAUUUUUUUUUUAGCUUAGAAAGGAAGAAACGCAAACUGAUACGAACUACGAGUGCUACGCAAUGCUUGUUUUUACGCCUACUUUCAUUCAGCGGCAUGGUCAAUCACAAGUGAGCAAACAGUUUAUGCUUCGCAAAUCGGCAAGCAAUUCACAUCCUGUGCGAGAAUGGCUUUUAGUGUGCAAGAUUGGCAAGACCCUCGUGACUUUCACCUAUGUAGUGCAUGCCCUUGCCAGUAUUGACUGCAGUUAUCGGUACUUAAUGUCAAGCUCGUUAACAGAUCUGUGCUCUGGAUGUUCGAGGUGGUUGAAGCGAGUGUAUCAUCAAAAGAAAUAAUCCCCGGUCUCUCUACCCUCUCAAGGUUGCCAAGGUUUCCCGGCGAAAUGUGCCGCAUUGUUCCGUCCGAAGCUUGUGAGGCUGUUGGUACAUGUGCGGCUUUGUAUUGAAUGCAUUCCUUUUUUUACAGCAGCCGUCUUUCAACCUUGGUCGCAACUCAUUAAGCUUUUUUUUUUUUGGCCACUCGGUACAGACGUGUGGAGGAAUCCUAUGGUGUGAUCUUUGUUUCUAUUUGUUUGCGAAUAUGGUAGCUUCGGGGCGUGGUUGCAAGUCGUGGAUUCUAAAGUCGCUUGCGUUCUUUCCGCCAAGGCAGUUGUCUUCUUACAAUUAUGACUUCCAUGAACUCAAACCUGUUUUUUUUUCUUUUGGCCUGAAACUUCACAUUCCUUUGCUCUAGAGGGUGCAGCAUGUGUUGUCAAAAGUAUACAAACUGCGAUAGUUUGUGGCUGCUGCUAGUAAAGCCGUACAGUACUGUAUCGCUCACAUAUGCUAGAAGUAUAAGGUGAAAAUCGAAAAUACCAGGCUGCGGAAAUACUAGUUCUUGGCUUUUCACGGAUUUCCAAGUCUAUAAACUUUUUGAUGUCUGCCGCACAUGAAGCAGGAAGUGUCCAUUUUAUCCACGACGUAACCGAGCUGCAUAAAAUCUGGAAAUAAUUUUACAUACUGUUCUGCCAGUUUGCAAACCUGUGCCCACACAGAACGUGCUCUUUAUAUAAAAAGCACAGCGUACGUUAUUGCAGCACUUCGUAAUUGGAGAGAUAACCUUUCUUUGAGUAAGACCUUGUGGAAAAACUCAACCUGCACGCUCUCUGCAAUCUGUAUUCUUUCGAAAGCGGCCGAACGAGAAAAGUUCACUAUUAUCAAAAAUAAAAAGCUUGACCUCGCAUAUUCUCUCCUCUUCCACACGUUGAAUCCACCAUUGGUCACCAGCCUUAUCUCAAUCUAUUGUUUUAGCAUUCUUUUUUCAGCAUUAUGCUUUCUUUCCCCUAGUCUUUAUGGUGCUUAGAAGUCUAUACAUACCUUGGUGCAGUGUAGAAUGGAGAUCCUGCAUUAUUUUAGUGAAAUACAUAUAUGCGUGUGUGUGUGUGUUUAGGCCUAUGUUUGCAUCCCAACCUGUGGCAUGUUCUAGUCUGUCUACUAUGGAUGUCUUGGUGGCAAUGUGGGGAGGGGGGGGGGGGGGGCUGGUAUUGCACUGCAAACGGCAGAGCGUGCACUCUUUUUUGCUUUGCACAGGAAGUUGGCACAUGCACUUGUCAUAUCAUUUAUUAAAACAUUCAGAAGUUCUGUA